Rhinopithecus roxellana (golden snub-nosed monkey) is the source of this 1757-nucleotide messenger RNA. RefSeq lists its product as uncharacterized. The coding region runs from base 1382 to 1744 and encodes 120 amino acids. The transcript has a single exon. The record is from RefSeq and is a predicted model, not a curated record. Lineage: Eukaryota; Metazoa; Chordata; Mammalia; Primates; Cercopithecidae.
GCUUUACUGGGCUAAACCUUCACCACCUGGAACUCUCCAGGUGCUCGUAAGCGAGUGCUGCCCAACUCCCAUCAUGAACUCGGAAGACCUGUCAUUUUCUGAAAUUUUCAUAUGGAAAAAGAAAUUCAAUAGAAAAUUAUAUGGAAAAAAUACAACUCUGUGUUAAUAUUAGAAAAUCCAUAGUAACAUGUAGAAUGAGGAGGUUUCCUCAAGCCCAACUAUACAGGUCAGAUCGGUUGAAAAAAUAAAACUAACAAAUUUUUACAUGCAAUAUUUGAAAAUCAAAGGCUAAUAUCUUUAAAUAAGCAAAGGUUUAUUAAUAUUCCUUGACAAACAAACAGGAAGUGGGAAAAUGGGCAACUGACACAAAUCGAUAACUAACUGUGAGGACAUGGGUGGCGGAGUCUCUCCUAAUCCUAUAUUCUUGGAGAUCUGGAUGCCUGCCAUUCGCCUAUGGGAAGAACAGAGGCGGUCAUGGAAAACAGCAUUUAAUCUAGAAAGGGCCACAGUGAGGUCAAAGGGCGGUCUCAGGGCAGUCUUAAGAGCUUCCCAUCCCCAAAGAACUGGCAAGGACUCCCCAGGUGCUAGUAAGCGACUGCUGCCCAACUCCCAUCACGAACUUGGAAGACCUGUCAUUUUCUGAAAUUUUCACAACUUCUAAGACACUAGUUAUUGGGGAAAACUUCAAAUUAUUUAAAUAAUGAGAGGCGAGUAACAUUGCUAAACUCAUGAAUACUCUGUAUUUAAAAACUCCACUGGCGAUCAGGGUACACAGCAUCUCUACUACUGAUGCCUGAUGCUGACCAUCCCCCAACCCGUGGGCCCGCGGACCCCAGCCCGGACCCCACCUCCUCCCAGCAUCUGACACAAGGAUUCUCACCACACUCCCCAGAGACUCGCCUGCCCAGGGCCCCUCUCUAACCCCACAUAGCUCAGGUCUCUGACCCAGAGACAGCAUUACCGACCCCUCCUACUAUCUAUUUCCAGAUUAGAGUCCCUGAUCCCAGAGGCCUUGUCUACAAUAACUAGCUCUUACAACUACGUCCACUUCAGGAACCGCCCUGUGAUGUCAGAACUUUGAGGCCGCCCGGCCAGGGCUGCACAUGCUCAGUGAGGCCGGCGCCCGCCAGUAAUAAACAUGGCUCCCUAAAGCCGCUCGGGCUCAAGAGCAACAUGGAGGCCUGCACUUAAUCGCUCUUCUCCGGAGGCGGCCAUACUGAGGAGGCAUCUCUUCCGUGCAGGCAGGCUGUCCUGGGGACCUCAGAGAUUCUCUCCAGCGGCAGCGGAAAAUGGGCAACAGGUGGAUUCGGGUCCAGAUUCCGGCAGGAGGGAAUUUGGGAUCGAGAUCUGGAAAAAAAGCAUUAGACUGGAAGAGGACGCGAUGGAGUCGGAGCCGCUGGCGGGGACAAAACCCUGGAGCUGGAGAAGGCGCCGGUGGGAGGCAAGGCGCCGACGGACUUUACCCGCGGACGCGUCGCAGGCGUCUCCGCGCACGGUGGUGGCCGUCGCAGCUGGUGCGGAAGUGUCGGCGUGUUUCGGGCGCUCCGCUGGGACGGGGGUCGCUCGCCGUGAGUCUCCGCUUCCCCAGCUGUACGGUUGGGACAAGAACAGUAACCCUCGCCAGUCAAGACAGGCCGGGGCUGUCGCGAGGGUCCACGCCUUAGAGCAGGCCCCUAUCGUGUUCAGGGCCCUGAGAUGGGGUCUGACUCAGUUCCUGCGGGGAAAUUCUCCAGUGACCCAGUGAGUGCCCUUCAGUU